UCAAAUAUAGUUAAAAUUUACAUUUUGAAUGAUUAUUAGAUAAUUACAGCAACAGAAACACAUCUCUCAAAAUACGAUCAAAUCGACUUAUUCAAAAUGACUGGAAACGAAGACACGUCAACACCUAUUACAAUCUCUUCUAUAGAAGAUGUAACGAAAUUUCUCAAAUCUAUUACUAAUUCUCAUGGCAAUACUAAUCUAAAAACGCAUAAAAGCAAUCUCACCAAAUCGCUAGCAAUCAUCGAAGACCUAGCUCUCGGCAUACCAAUCCGUAAUAAUGAAUCGAAGCUUUUGGAAGAGAUAGCCAAACUAAAAUCUGAGCUAGCAUCGAAAGAUAAUGAAAUCCUUAACAUCAAAAAUGAACUAAUUACGAUCAAAGCUGAGAGUUAUGAUAAAAUAGUGAAGCAUAGCUACGCCGCUAUUACCAAUAAACAACAAACAUCGACUCCAAAAAGUUCAAUACCUUCAAAACAAGUAACCUCAAACCACUUUGUGAUUAUUUCUCCAAAGGAUGACAAUACUACGAAAGAUUCAAAUCAAUUAAUAUCGAUGACUAAGGACAAAAUCAGCAAUAAAAAGAGCCUAGAAAACGGCCUACGAAUCAAGAAAUUCCAGCCAUUAAGAGGCAAAAAAUGUUUGAUAAAAUGUGACUCAGCAAACGACAUCGACAAAAUCUGCUCACUCCUGGAUAAUGAUGACAAAUUAACAGUGAAAAAGCCUACAAAAAAGAAUCCUCGUGUCAUGAUAAUGGGCAUUUCAAAAGACAUUCCCAAAGAUGAACUGGUAAACUACAUAGUCUCACAAAACCCGAUAAUCGAUAACCACCUCAAAUCCAAUAAAGAUGAUUCCUUAAAAGUGAUCUUUGAUAAAUCCGAUCGUGUUGGUCCAUCAUCUGCAUUCAAGAACCAUACACGUAUGGAGACAAAAUCUGCGGCAUGA
Molecule: messenger RNA, 939 nt
Organism: Dermatophagoides pteronyssinus (European house dust mite)
Lineage: Eukaryota; Metazoa; Arthropoda; Arachnida; Sarcoptiformes; Pyroglyphidae
Source: RefSeq, a predicted model, not a curated record